Vicia villosa (hairy vetch) is the source of this 903-nucleotide messenger RNA. RefSeq lists its product as uncharacterized. The transcript has a single exon. Lineage: Eukaryota; Viridiplantae; Streptophyta; Magnoliopsida; Fabales; Fabaceae. The record is from RefSeq and is a predicted model, not a curated record. Bases 75 to 635 code for a protein of 186 amino acids.
UUUUCUUCACACCAACAAAAAUAAACAAUACAUCUGUUCAAUUUCAAUUUCAAUUUCCUCCGUCUCUCUCAGCCAUGGCUUCUCUCCUCCGUCUCCCCGUCGCCGCCGCCGUGAUCUUCCUCCUCGCUCUCUCCGCCGCCACCGUCUCCGCUCGCCCUUGCCGUACCUUCAUAAUCUCCUCCUACUCCUUCCGCAACCCUUCCUCCAACACCUUCGCCACCAUCACCGAGAUCCGAUCCAUCUCCCCUCUCAUCACCAACGACAAACCCUACGGAAUCUUCCUGGAUCGCCCGAUCCAACACCAGAACCUAGAAUCUCACUCUCACGCGUCGCAUCCACGCGGCCCUCUAGGGUUUUCAACCGACGCCGAUUUCUCUUCCCUCCGCGAUCGUACUAAGGAUAUCCUCAGCGUCGCACUUGCCUUGCUUUUCGGAGUUGGAUGUGGGGCCCUCACCGCCGCCACCAUGUACUUGGUCUGGUCCGUCUUCACCGCCCGCCAUGAAUUCCGCUCCGCCGCUUACGGAGAAUUCUCCGACGACGAGAUUGAAAGCCCUAAGAAAGUUGGUUACGUCAAGAUUCCGGCGGCUGAAGUCGCUGCUGCUGCUCCCGCACCGCCGGCUAAGGAAUCGGUAUGAGAAUUUAUAAAUGGAUAUUUAGUAAUUCGUAGUAUUAUCGUGUGGUUUAUGUGUUGUUAAUAAUUAUAGUCGAAUUUUAAUGUAAAAGAAACACCUUAAGGUGCAAACUCUUCUAUGUACCUUUGAUUGUUCCUUUAUUACAUGUUUACUUUUGAACUCUAUGUAUUUGCAAUGUUUUAGGAUUAUUACUUGCAAAACCCUAGUGUUGGUGAUGUUGGAUUUCUGUGUUGAUGGUUUCAAUGAUGAAGCCUUAAAUUAUUAUGUGUGA